Messenger RNA from Pocillopora verrucosa, 5159 nucleotides. The record is from RefSeq and is a predicted model, not a curated record. Lineage: Eukaryota; Metazoa; Cnidaria; Anthozoa; Scleractinia; Pocilloporidae.
CUUCAAGUAUUCCGAAGUACGUGUGUUCCGAAGUAUGACUAAGAACUUUAUGUGUUCUGUCUUUCCGUUUUUCUUCGCGGAAAAUGUAGGGUUUGUAGACAUAUGAUUGAAGUAUGCAGGACUGAUGUCUCGGAGAACGUGGGGGAAGGCGAAGUAACGUUCGAGAUCUAUGAGAUCACCCUAAACUUUUUCGGUUCUCUUUGAUGAGGUCUAUUCGUAAAAUUAGUAAAUUACCAAAUCACCUACAUUAAUUGUUGGUCAAGUUCACUUGUUAUAUGUGAAUAAGCUGGUGGUGAUGCAAGCUGCUCAAGAUAGCCCUGCUGUUAAAAACAGAAAAAGACGAGUUAGUACUGCUCAUGCACGACGCCGAGCAAAAGUUUACUCGAAUGCAGUUAAAAAGGAAGUGCUAGAAGAGCAAAUUGCAGAUGAAUUAAGGAGUUCUCAUGAGUCUGGUCUGGCCAGUGGAUCUACAGCUUUCUUGAAAGGAUUGUUGUCUGAGACUGAUAGUCUUCCAAAGCGUAUAUCUGAACGAUAUCAAAUACAGAGAGAAAACAGUGAUUGGAUUUACAAGACAUUCAAAAGGAAGGAAUGUAUCCAUCAUGUUGAGGACAAAGCAAAGCCUGGAUUAUGCUGUUGUGGUCGCCCUGAAAAUCAGCAUAGCAAGUUGACCACUGUUCAAGAAGAAAAUGAAGAGCUUGAGAUAGCUCAUGAUGUAGCUGAAGAUAGUGACUGUUCUAGUGACAGUCAGCCUGAGGGUGUGUUAAAUACAAAAGAAAGGGUCCAGUACACCAAGAGUGAAGGUUUGCCACCAUCGACGAAAACCAGUAGAUGUGAAGGGAAAGUUUAUGGAAUAAAGACAGGACCUGAAAACUGGUCACCAAAAGAUGACAUAAAAGAGUUUCCAACAAAUGGCUUUGGUCAGAUAAAGUUUGUAAAUGCAUACAGUUCAUCUUUGACCCCUGCCAAGUACAUACGUCUAGCAGACAACACAAGGCCAGAGUUGACAUUAGAGCUUAUGGUGCGACAGUGGAAGUUACAGAAGCCAGACAUUGUAAUAUCAGUACAUGGAGGUCUGAAAAAUUUCAAGCUUGAUCCUCACCAUAAAGAGAUCUUCAAUAGAGGCCUCAUUAAGGCAGCUAAGACAACUCACAGUGGUGCUUGGAUAAUAACUGGUGGUGUAAAUCUUGGUGUGAUGAGGGCUGUAGGUCAAGCUGUGCAGGAGGGUCAGUCCAUGCAUUGGGGAGGGUUAUCAAGUCGCCGGCGCAUCAGAUGCAUAGGUAUUGCGACAUGGGGAUAUAUAGAGAGAAAUGAGCACUUGAUUAGCCCACUGGAGGGCAAGGGAUGCUAUCCAGCAACUUACAGGGUAGAGCAUUCAUUUGAGCGAGGGAAACCUGUGUCCCUCAAUCCAGAUCACAGCCAUUUUCUUUUGGUGGAUGAUGGUACACAGGGGCAAGCAGGAGCUAAAGAAGUUCAAUUUAGGACACGGCUGGAGAGAGUCAUUGCCAACAAACCUAAUAUUCAGAGACAAAAGUUUGGGUUUGGGGUUCCUGUGGUGACAGUGAUUGUUGAAGGAGGAGAGGAUGCACUGAAGGCUGUCAAAGCAUCUGUGAAGCAUGGCAUUCCAGCAGUUGUGGUGGAAGGAACCAAGAGAGCUGCUGAUAUCUUGGCUUUUGCACAUCACAACUGUGUCCCUGGAACAGUGCGCCAAGUAAAGAAAGAUCAGCUACCUCGUCUCACUGCAAAAAUCCGGGAAUCUUUUCCAAAGUUUGCAGGCGAUGAAAGUUAUGUCCAGAAAAUUGUAGACAUUGUUAACAGUUGUGUUUAUGAUGAGCAUCUGAUCACUGUCUACAAGAUCGAUGAGAAAAAUAACCUUGACCUUGACCUAGCCAUUCUCAGUGCCUUGCUCAAAGGGGCUGGCAAUGGUGAUCCAGGGAAAUCCGAUUUACUCGGACAGGGUGCCAAUCGAAUGGAUCAGUUAAAACUGGCAUUAACGUGGAAUAGAGUUGACAUGGCUGAAGAAAAGAUAUUUACUCCUGAUGCUGACUGGCCUAGCGAAAGCCUCGAUGAUGUCAUGCUAAAUGCUCUACAGCUGGAUCGUGUUGAUUUUGUAAGGCUUUUUCUAGUAAAUGGAGUCAGUAUGAGAGACUUUUUGACUGUUCCAAGGCUAAGGAAACUUUACAAUUCGGCAGAACCUGGAAGUCAUCUAUACUCUCUCCUAAGGAACAUUGCUGAUGUUUCUGAAGGGCCAUACUCCCUUAAAGACAUUGGUGUGCUUAUCAAAGAACUUAUUGGUGCUUAUUAUGAGCCAAUGUACCAGGUUGAUACACCCCAUGCCAACGCCCUGGCUGCAGGAGUUGCUGGCCUGUUUGGAGUAGCACCUUACACGGGGGAUAAAUCUGAUGGAGAGAAUGGUUCUUUGUGCCAAUCGGCAAAAUUUCAGCCUUUAGAUAAAACUUUUGAAGUGCAGAGGGCCUACAAUGCCACGCGGUUUGAGAAGCCUUUUAGAGAGCUCUUCUUAUGGGCAGUAUUAAUGAAUCGAUAUAAACUGGCAAGAUUCAUGUGGGAGAAAGGAGAAGAAGCUGUGUCUGAUGCAUUGGCAGCGAGUAGAUUGUUUCAAGCCAUGCAUGAUCAAGUUGAAGAUGACUAUUUUGAGAGCAAGAGGGCAUUGAAGCAACACGCAGUUGAAUUUGAAACGUUAGCCCUUGGUGUUCUUGAUGUGUGUUACAACGAAGACGAAGUGUUGGCAGAGAUGUUGGUUGAGAGGGAGAUACCCAAGUGGGGUGGUAUGAGCCCCCUUAGCUUGGCAGCUGCAGCGAAAGCAGAGCAAUUCCUAGCACAUCCAUGCUGUCAAUCAAGUCUGAAUAGCAUUUGGAAGUCACGUGGUAUGCCUGGAGUUCAGUACUGGAAGGUAAUCCUUGCUAUUAUCUGCCCACCAAUGAUUCUUAAGAUCUUAUUCUAUGACGACGAAAAUCACAGCUGGUCGGUGCCCCUGUGGAAAAAGGUCCUUAUCUUCUACAAUGCUCCAAUAACAAAGUUCUGGUCCCAUCUGGGAAUGCACUUGUGCUUUUUAGGAUUGUAUGCUUUUGUAAUUUUAUUCUCAUUUCAUAAGUCUUGGCCUUCCAUCUAUGAAAUUGUGCUCUUGUGUUGGAUUGGUGUCAUAAUUAUGGAUGAAAUUAGACAAGUCGUGAAUCAAGAGACAUCCACUUUUAAAAGCAAGUUGGAACUAUAUUUUAACACCUACGUAAACAUUGUGGACACAUUUGCGAACGCAAUCGCUCUCAUUGGUUUUAUCCUACGGUUUUUCGAUGUCACAUGGGAAGCAGCCCGUGUUUUGUAUUGUGUGAAUUUCGUCAUUUUCUCCUUCAGACUUUACAGAGUGUAUUUUGUUAGUGGUUACCUGGGGCCAAAGAUUAUUAUGAUAAAAAGAAUGCUUGCAGACGUUAUGAUGUGGCUUUGUCUCUUGUUGGUGUUUGUGUGUAGUUAUGGUGUGUUCAGGCAGGCGUUGUUCUUUGCUAACAAAGAGCCAUACUGGGGUGUGAUUAAUGAUCUGUUCUACAAGCCUUACUGGCACGUAUAUGGAGAGUUGUUUGUUGAUCAGGAAGUUGAGCAAGGCAAGCUUACUACGGGCGAAAUUCCUUUGCAUGAUGGAGAACAUCUAAAGUGGAUUCAUCGCAUAUUCAUGGGUGGAUAUUUACUCAUCACCAACGUGCUUCUUAUCAAUCUUCUUAUUGCUAUCUUCAGCAACGUGUUUAACGAGGUUGAGCUUCACUCGUAUCAGAUAUGGAAGUACCAGUACUACAAUCUUGUUAUGGAGUACAACAAACACCCACCUCUGGCUACACCUUUCGCUUUUAUUUUCCAUCUUGUCGAGUUUGUGCGGUGGCUUGUGAGGAAGUGUAGAAAGCAUAAUAAAGUCUCUCCUAAGUUUACUGCAGAGGAUCUUGAACUGCUAAGACUCUUUGAAAUAGAAAGUGCAGCCAACUAUCUACAGCGCAUUGAGGAGGAAAAGAGAACUGGUACAGAGGAGAGGGUUAGGAGAACCAGUGAAAGGGUGGAGCAUUUGGUGAAGAAAGUCACGGAAUUACAAGAAACUCUUCAACGUCACCUCACAAAUACCAAGGGGAGUUUUCAACAGAGCAAUCUUAAUUCUAGUUAACAGCAAUCAAUGAGCGAGGUUGGGUGGGUGUUCAUAGAUAUAUAUAUGUUAUUCACCAGACGGGAGGUCCGUAGUGGGAAAAACCGGGCCCGAGGUCUUGGAUACCGCCCGAGGCCGUAGGCCGAAGGCGGUACACAAGGCAGAGGGCACAGUUUUUCCCAAUACGGACCGACUUUGGCUGGUGAAUAACAUUUUUAAUUUUUCUAAGACCUAACAAAUGGUUGCGAAUAGAACCGCCCGCUGUGAGCGGGCCGGGUGGGGAGAAUACUGCCCGCUCUCGGAACCAAUCAGAUUACAGGAUUUGUAGAAUACCGCUCGCUCACGAACUGAGAAAAAAAUAAAGCGUAGAUAUCAGUAACGAAAAAGCAAGAUAUCGAGUUAAGUAUUUUUUCCAGUUGCGUCGCUUCGAAGUUGUUUCACUUCAAAUCGAAAGUUGUUUUACCACAAAUCUAGAGCGACGUAUGGAAAGAGAGACUGUUGUGUAAACGUUGCACGAAUGAGGAAGAGCUAUUCUCUUUGCAGCCACUGUUCGCUCACGUUAACUUAUAGAUAGCUCAGAAGCGUAGUCAGUAAAGUAGCCAAUCAGAUAACAGCUUUUGUGAUAACACGCAACUAGAUUUAAAAGAUUAAAUUACAUCUAGAACAUCGGACGUAAAUUUAUUGAAAAUAAACAAUGUUAGAUAUGAUAUAGGAAAAAUGAAACAAUUGAAUCCGAACUAGUUUAAAUCAUUUUUGAGACUUCAGAUAAGUCACCACACGUCUUGGUGUGUGUUAUGAUAUUUGUCAAUCAGGGUUUUAAUAUAGAUAUUUACAAGUUUAGACCACUUUCUUCUCAAGUAUGUUCUGUUUUAUCUAGAUGUCACUUUACAAAUGAGAAUAAUCUAUUAUUCAGCUACACAUAUACCACACUACUUACCUUAUACAUUAUUAAAAAGACAUUAUAAAACCAUUUACUCUUACCUUCACAACAAUUUAUUUGCAUCCUUCAGUCAUACUAGCAAAC